GGUUUAUUAGGCACAGGGCUGUUUAUAGAAAGCAUGAGACUACUUCAAAAAAGUGGGAGAACGAUACAUCCUUGUGUUUGAUUUUUCUUCUCUCAGCCGUGAUGAAGAGCUUCAGUAUGCUGAGGUCCGAUUUAGGCAAACUGCUUUAGAAAAGCCAUCAGACGAUGGGGUGCAUGUGAUGAUGGAUGUUUUUCAUGAAGACUCAACAUGCCAAAAGCUUCAUGAGUUAUGCAAAAACAAUCUCCAUUUGGGUUUAUUUAAAAGUUCUUCUCAAUCCAGAGGUUCUGAAAGUUGGGUAGUGUUAGAAGCUACAGAGAUAGUCCAAAAGUGGUUUGACAAGAUUGACACAGUUGGUGCUCCUGUUCAUUGGAAACUUAGAGAAAGGCUGUUAGAAGAGAAUGUCAAAAGGAGAUACAAGGACAAAACAGAACAGCAGCUACUCAUGUUUGUAUAUUCCAAUUCUUCCAAAAAGGAGAGGUCCUCAGUGACUGCUACGCUUCUGCUAGAUGCAACACAAUCCAAAUUCCUUACACCAGUGCCGGUCUUCAAAAACAAUACUGUAUCACAAAGACGUAAAAGAAGAAGCCACAUGAUCAGAGAACGCGUUCAGGGCAUAAAGCAAGCCUCACAUGCUGACAAUAUGAGCAAUCUUUGUAGAAGAGUGGACUUCAUUGUGGAUUUCCGGAUGAUCGGUUGGGCUACCUGGAUCAUUCAUCCAAAAAAAUACAAUGCUUAUCGGUGUGAAGGCACCUGUCCAAGUCCAGUGAACGAGAGUGUCAAACCAAACAAUCAUUCAUACCUUCAGAGCUUAGUAAACUUGUAUGAUAAACAAAAAGCUCCAGAAGUGUGCUGCGUUCCCAUCAAGAUGAGCUCUCUCAGUAUGGCAUACUAUGACCAUAUGGAUGUCACUUUCCAAAAGCAUGAAGCCAUGAUUGUAGAAGAGUGUGGAUGCCAGUGAUGCCUGGGGCACAGAAAGUCCCCUAUUCCAACAUAAUACUUGUGGCUUACUUACUCCUCACCGGACGGUCAACAUAAAAAUGGAGCCUGAAGGCAUAUUGCUCAUUGGAGACAGAUCAAACUUAUGCACAUCAUUCAUCUUUAGAAGAUUCUGUUGAAUGUCAUACUCUAGGCACCCCACAGUAUUACACCGGGAGAUUCAAUUCUCCACUAUAGCCAUAGAGGUGCGGAGGACAAUUAUAGAGGUUUGGCUUUCAUCAUUUACAGUGUUGUGCGCUGCUGAACACUGCAGCAGCACAACGUCAAUCAUUGAAUUUUCCAAUAAGAAUAACAGAA
Pseudophryne corroboree (corroboree frog) is the source of this 1293-nucleotide messenger RNA. It is a transcript of the gene NODAL, whose product is annotated as nodal growth differentiation factor. Gene Ontology annotation, cellular component: extracellular region. Bases 179 to 958 code for a protein of 259 amino acids. NCBI's taxonomy places the organism in Eukaryota, Metazoa, Chordata, Amphibia, Anura, Myobatrachidae. The transcript has 3 exons. The record is from RefSeq and is a predicted model, not a curated record. Gene Ontology annotation, molecular function: growth factor activity; cytokine activity.